UGUCGCAGCGCCACCGGCAGGAUCGGAGGGCGCACUGUGGCACUAACGUGGAACUGCAGCUUGGGGCCUGAGUCUCGAUUUUGUCGUGAUAAAAAAAAUAUGCUCGUAUUAAUAGCGAAUUAACUACUAACCAACCCCCGGGGAGUUGGUAAAACGCUACUUAGCACUUUUUUUCAACUAGAUUCGUGUGUUUUGAAGGACCGGUGAGGUGUUACAACCGGCCGGCUAGUAGACGCUAAUUCGGCUAACGUUAGUUAAUCUGUAUACAAUAAAUAAACAAACGACAAUAAAAACAAAAAUAAUGGCCACUGUGGUGAUUCCUGCCGCUACUACUGCGCUUUUACUGGACAUCGAAGGCACAACCACUCCGAUCACCUUUGUAAAGGAUAUUCUUUUUCCAUACAUACGUGAGCAUCUCGAAGACUACCUGUCGGCUCACUGGGAGGAAGAUGAGUGCAAACAAGACGUCCAUCUUCUUAAAAAACAGAUCGAAGAGGACAUGAGGCAGAACCGGGCGUGUCCCGUCCACGCCGUGGACCAGACGGUGCACACGGACGAGGAGAAGGCCAUCCGGGAGGUGGUGGACGACGUGCUGUGGCAGAUGGCCGCCGACCGAAAGUCCACGGCGCUCAAGCGGCUGCAGGGUCACAUGUGGCGAGCGGCGUACGCCUCGGGCACAAUCAAAGGCGAGCUCUACCAGGACGUGACGCCAUCCAUCCGAAGGUGGCGAGGGCAAGGUCUCAAGGUCUUCAUCUACUCGUCGGGCAGCGUGGAGGCCCAGAAACUCCUCUUCACACACUCCGUCGAGGGCGACGUUUUAGACUUAUUCGACGGCCACUUCGACACAGCCGUCGGUGCCAAAGUGGACGCAAAAAGCUACGAAAGGAUCGCCGAGAGGAUCGGUUGCGCGCCGGAGGAAAUUGUCUUCCUGACGGACGUCACGCGAGAGGCCAAAGCGGCGGAGGACGCCGGCGUCAACGCGGUGGUGGUGGCGCGGCCGGGCAACGCCGAGCUGACGGAAGAGGAAGCGGCGCACUACCGCGUCAUCACGUCCUUCGGCCAGCUGGAAGUGACGGGCAGAGCUUAACGUCCGUCGGGAGGAGGCGCCACGAGAACCUCAAUCAUUUGUCCUGUUUCUUGAUUUUUUUUUUAAACAUCCUAAAGGCCUCAACCUCACUGUUGUGUAUUAUUUUCCACAAUGAAGUUUUAUUUACAGUAAACGUGCCAUCCUGGUUGA
Messenger RNA from Syngnathoides biaculeatus (alligator pipefish), 1237 nucleotides. It is a transcript of the gene enoph1, whose product is annotated as enolase-phosphatase 1. Bases 302 to 1087 code for a protein of 261 amino acids. The record is from RefSeq and is a predicted model, not a curated record. The transcript has 6 exons. Lineage: Eukaryota; Metazoa; Chordata; Actinopteri; Syngnathiformes; Syngnathidae. Gene Ontology annotation, molecular function: magnesium ion binding; acireductone synthase activity.